This is a messenger RNA of Dunckerocampus dactyliophorus (ringed pipefish), 3427 nucleotides long. RefSeq names its product FIC domain protein adenylyltransferase (gene ficd). The record is from RefSeq and is a predicted model, not a curated record. Gene Ontology annotation, molecular function: protein binding. The transcript has 3 exons. Bases 209 to 1564 code for a protein of 451 amino acids. NCBI's taxonomy places the organism in Eukaryota, Metazoa, Chordata, Actinopteri, Syngnathiformes, Syngnathidae.
CUCCAUGUUCACGGGUCCUGGCGAAGAAAGCCGAUGAUGUGUAUGUUUUGAAGCCCGACAACAACUGUUUGAACAAGUUGGAAGUAUGUUCUCUUGAUUGUUAUGAUAGGUGAAUGUCCUAAAAAGCUAUCAGCCGCCUCCCUGUUGUCUUCACUGGGGUGCAAGUAGAAAGGGCGUCUUGGAUAUAGAAUGGAGGAAUUAACCCCGUAUGGUCAUGGCUGGUGUGACGGCGUGGCGAUACACUAGCGAUCGUCUCCUCGGAGGAUGGGGCCCGCUUCUGUGUGUCUUCCUGGGAUCCCUGGUGGCCCUCCUGACGCCAAUGGUUGGGGUGGAGGAGCAGUGCGGUGGCUCGUUGAAUGUCGUCGCACAGCUCCGCUGUCAGCUAUGGGGGAGCUCCAAUCAGCCCCUAGAUGUGCAGUCCACCAGCCUCACUGUCCCCCUCACGGACCUCGGUUUGCUGCCUCUCAGGGCUAAACCCAGCAAAGAGAUGGUUCUUGAGGCCAGAGCGGCGCUGCAGCAGGCUCAGGAGAUGAAGAAACAGGGCAAGAGGGAGAAAGCCCACAAGCUGCUGGUGCAUGCACUCAGUUUGAAUCCAGAAUUUGUGGAUGCACUGACAGAGCUGGGGACUAUUUUGGAGGAGAAGGAUGUAGUGCAGGCAGACCACUUGUACACCAAAGCUUUGACCAUCUCACCUUGCAAUGAAAGGGCACUGGUGAGCCGAGACCGCACCCUCCCCUUGGUGGAGGAAAUAGACCAGCGUCACUUUGGCAUCAUUGACAGUAAGGUGCGCAGGCUCAUGUCCAUUCCUAAAGGCAACUCUGCGCUACGUAGAGUGAUGGAGGAAACGUAUUACCACCACAUCUACCACACAGUGGCCAUAGAAGGCAGCACUCUCACUUUAUCAGAAAUUCGUCACAUCAUUGAGACGCGCUACGCUGUCCCCGGCAAGAGCCUGCAGGAGCAGAACGAGGCCAUCGGCGUGGACGCGGCUAUGAAGUACAUCAACACCACACUGUUGUCCAGAACAGGAGCCAUUAGUGUGAGUGAUAUCCUUGAGAUCCACCGGCGAGUGCUGGGCUACGUGGACCCUGUGGAAGGAGGGCGGCUGCGCACUAACCAAGUGUUUGUAGGCCAUCACAUCCCGCCGCACCCCCAAGACCUGCAACGUCACAUGCAGGAGCUGAUUCUGUGGCUCAACUCAGACGAGGCCUUGCAGCUGCACCCUGUCGAGUACGCCGCUCUGGCUCAUUACAAACUGGUGUACGUGCACCCAUUUGUGGACGGCAACGGACGCACGUCACGCCUCUUGAUGAACCUUGUCCUCAUGCAGGCGCGAUAUCCGCCCAUUACCAUUCGCAAAGAGCAAAGGGCCGAGUACUACGCUGCUCUAGACACCGCAAACGAGGGAGACGUGCGCCCUUUCAUUCGCUUCAUCGCUAAAUGCACGGAGAUGACCCUGGACACUUUGCUGAUCUCCACUACUGAGCACGCUGUGGGUCUGCCAGGGGCUGGGCAGGAACAUGCAUGCCCAGACUGCAAACAAACCAUCCCAGUUCACAACUGAAUUAGUGCUGUGAGGGCAACUGGAAGCCUACUUUUCUCAGUCAUGUCCAUCAUCUGUAACCUGCUGAACUUUUUUCUUUUAUUAUUUUAAGUCUGAAUUUGCACACGGAAGGUGUCUUAAUUUCACAAAUGGGAAGUUGUGACUUCUGGAGGAAAGCUUCCAUGAUCUGGUAGUUUCUCAUCUUUUGAGAUGACUGUGAUUUCUCAUAUUGCUGUAAAGCACUUUCAUCAUAUUUAUUUUAUUUUAAUAAAAGUGUUACUAACUUUCAAUAUGUCUCAAGAUAAUAUACACACAAUAGCUUUAACACGGAAUUAAAGGAUCUUGAUGCUUUUCAUUCUUCACAACACAAGAUGGAACAACAAAACAAAACAUUUUUUGAUUGUUUAUGGACUUCAACCGGAACGUCAUAACCACAUGUUUCUGCACACUACUUGAAAACGUCACUUUGUUUUCAUUUUAAUUAGGCCACUGCGAUGAGAACAAUUUAUAUAGCUUGUAUUCCAUGUGUUACAAAUUAUGGGUGUCAUGUAAUGUUGACCAUGACAUAAAAAUCUUAGAUAUGAGCGUGAAUGAACUGAGCAACAUGAAACAUGGGCAAAAAUGCAUAGAUUGUCUUCAUGUAGACUACAUGUUUCUAUGCUUCUUAAAAUGUGACUUUUAAAAUACUUUUAAUUGGUUUAUCCCGACACUUUUUGCUAUACUGUCAAUUAUAUUCAUAUUUAUACUCAGAUUUCACUUAAUAUGCAGUUCUGGUUUUGCUUUAAACACAUGGAGUGCUGUAUGAUAUUUUGUGUGAAAUUAUAAUGGUGAACUAACAUAGUGGUCCCCAACCUUUUUUGACCCACGGACCGGCUUGUGUUCCCACAAAUCUCCCGCGGACCGGGGGAGUUCGUACAUUAUAGCGAUGUAAUUUAUCUUAUCUCUGGAGUUUUUCCAGAGAGAUGGUGUCUGAAACAUUUUCUGGCAACCUGUGUUGGCUCAAAGCAAACGGGUUCGUAGUUUCUUUGGCCACUACAUAGAAAGCUGUUAGAAGAUAUCAGCAGUUGUCUAACAGAAUAUAAUGACCUGUCAGAAGAUUUAUCUAUUUGAUUCACAAAAAGCAGUGCCUUAUUUUCUUCACAUUCACAGCCAUUAGGGUAACAAAAAAACUUAACCAACAAUGCAUUUCAAAAUAAGAUAAAAUAUCCCAUUUUUCAUCUGCACAGUACUAUCACAAUGACGGUUAGACUCCAUGAAGUGAACGGAACACAGCUAAAGUGAAUUGCAAGAAAACAUGUUGUAUACUGUAUGAGUACAAUUGUUUGGGUUACAUCCAUACAAGCGAUUGAACGCUGAUACUUCAGCUGCUUUGAGUACCCUUGCAUGUCCAGUCCCAUAAAAAUGAACAUUAUCAGCAUGAACAGGCUUUUUUCUCAUAGACAUCUCUGAACACAUUCAUUUAUCGAGUUUAGACGCAUAUCACUGCCUAUGAAGUAUUUCAAAUGCAUUGCAGGUAAUACAGUACGCAGCCAAAAUGUUUUACAGAUCUGCAUUGGCACACAUUUUGUUCCCCUGACAAGAGAUAUUAUCUGUCCUAUAUUACUCUCAAAGCGAAAGCAUGAAAAUACCCACAGAGGACCCCAAUCUCGCACAGCAUCUGCAAUAUGUAAUAACUGGUGCACAUCAAAUGCACAAUAUUCUUGGCCGUACAAUAUGGGAACUUGUCUAACAAACUGUUUAAGGGCAUUAUCAGCUAAAUCAACCCCAGCAGAACAAAUGUUAUCUCGUAGAAGUGAAUGUGUUGCGUAAACAAGCAAAAACCAAUGAUUGAAGUAUUCUUGCGGUAAUUUACCAUCACAAAUGAUCAAGGAAUAGUACAAUAGG